Molecule: messenger RNA, 996 nt
Organism: Liolophura sinensis
Lineage: Eukaryota; Metazoa; Mollusca; Polyplacophora; Chitonida; Chitonidae
Product: collagen alpha-1(XXI) chain-like
Source: RefSeq, a predicted model, not a curated record
AGGGAGGAAGUUUCCUAUAAAACUGCGACACUUACAAUCGUUGAAGCAGAUCAUCCACAGACAGUGGACAGAGACACAUCGGCAAAUAUUGUGUGAUCAACAGAGAGAGAGACAGAGAGCAACGGAAAACAGAGAGAAAUUUACCUGAGUAUCUACCUUAAGAAAAAGUACCUAAUUCAGGAUACAAACAAAUAAUUUACCAAGAUGAAGCUGUUCUUUGCGAUCGUCGUAUUGAUGUUGCACACUGCCAUGGCCACAGAUUCCAGAGUCGAAUGUCGUAAGCCGGCCGAUCUGUAUUUCAUCGUGGACGCCUCCGACAGUAUGUCGACACAGAACUUUCAGCAAGAGCUGGAUUUUGUGAACAACGUUACUGGCGGUUUGAUGCUGAACAGCACAAACGGUUUCUCUGUCGGCGUCGUCGUCUUUAGCCAAAACCUCCAGGAGAUAAACCUGGGCAGUUUCAACACAAAGACCACUCUCCGAAAUGCCGUUAACAAGCUGAACCAUGACAGAGACGGCACCUUAACUCACCUGAUCCAGCGAAUGACAAACUCGUUUCAGACUUACGGACGCUCCAACGUGCAGCGAAUCGCAAUUCUCCUUACAGACGGCCGCUCCAAGUUUCCCGAUCAGACGACGUCCGCUGCAGCCAUUGCUCGGGCCAAUGAUAUCCUCAUGAUUGCAGUUGGUAUCGGAUCCCAGAUCAACAACGAAGAGAUGUACAGCAUUGCUUCCAGACCUGAUCUUGUCUUCCUCGUACCCGACUUUGAAGCUCUCAUAAACCUGACUAAGCAAAUCACCAUCAAAGUCUGUCCAGUACCUACAACAUCAACGACGACGACAACCACUACUACAACGACGACGACAACAACAACAACAACAACAGCCCCAGCAACAACAACAACACCCCCAGCAACAACAACAACAGCCCAGUCUACAGUCAGUAAUAUUUUCUUUCCACAAUUUAUGAGGCCCUCAUCUGUAAUAAUUGUGUAG